Molecule: messenger RNA, 2251 nt
Organism: Cynocephalus volans (Philippine flying lemur)
Lineage: Eukaryota; Metazoa; Chordata; Mammalia; Dermoptera; Cynocephalidae
Gene: GPR89A
Product: G protein-coupled receptor 89A
Exons: 14
Coding region: 113-1480 (455 amino acids)
Biological process (GO): intracellular pH reduction
Cellular component (GO): Golgi cisterna membrane
Molecular function (GO): voltage-gated monoatomic anion channel activity
Source: RefSeq, a predicted model, not a curated record
CAGCGCUCCGGGCCGCGGCACCUGGGCGAAGGCCGCCUGCGUGAGGAGACUGGUGGCCCGAGCGGGCUCUGGCCUUGGGGAGUGGAGGAAGGAGCCCUCCCCAUACUUCGCCAUGAGUUUCCUGAUAGACUCCAGCAUCAUGAUUACCUCCCAGAUACUUUUUUUUGGAUUUGGAUGGCUUUUCUUCAUGCGCCAAUUGUUUAAGGACUACGAGGUGCGUCAAUACGUUGUACAGGUGGUUUUCUCUGUGACUUUUGCGUUUUCUUGCACCAUGUUUGAGCUCAUCAUCUUUGAAAUAUUAGGAGUGUUGAAUAGCAGCUCCCGUUAUUUUCACUGGAAAAUGAACCUGUGUGUAAUUCUGCUGAUCCUGGUUUUCAUGGUGCCUUUUUACAUUGGCUAUUUUAUCGUGAGCAAUAUCCGACUAUUGCAUAAACAACGACUGCUUUUUUCCUGUCUCUUAUGGUUGACCUUUAUGUAUUUCUUCUGGAAACUAGGAGAUCCAUUUCCCAUUCUCAGCCCAAAACAUGGGAUCUUAUCCAUAGAACAGCUCAUCAGCCGUGUGGGUGUGAUUGGGGUGACUCUCAUGGCUCUCCUUUCUGGAUUCGGUGCUGUCAACUGCCCAUACACGUACAUGUCCUACUUCCUCAGGAAUGUGACUGACACAGACAUUCUAGCCCUGGAACGGCGACUGCUCCAAACCAUGGAUAUGAUCAUAAGCAAAAAGAAAAGAAUGGCAAUGGCACGGAGAAAUAUGUUCCAGAAGGGGGAGGUGCAUAACAAACCAUCAGGAUUCUGGGGAAUAAUAAAGAGUGUUACCACUUCAGCACCAGGAAGUGAAAAUCUUACUGUUAUUCAACAGGAAGUGGAUGCUUUGGAAGAACUAAGCAGGCAGCUUUUUCUGGAAACAGCUGAUCUAUAUGCUACCAAGGAGAGAAUAGAAUACUCAAAAACUUUCAAAGGGAAAUAUUUUAAUUUUCUCGGUUACUUUUUCUCUAUUUACUGUGUUUGGAAAAUUUUUAUGGCAACCAUCAAUAUUGUUUUUGAUCGAGUUGGGAAAACUGAUCCUGUCACAAGAGGCAUUGAGAUCACUGUGAAUUAUCUGGGAAUUCAAUUUGAUGUGAAGUUCUGGUCCCAACACAUUUCCUUCAUUCUGGUUGGAAUAAUCAUCGUCACAUCCAUCAGAGGAUUGCUGAUCACUCUUACCAAGUUCUUUUAUGCCAUCUCCAGCAGUAAGUCCUCCAAUGUCAUUGUCCUGCUAUUAGCACAGAUAAUGGGCAUGUACUUCGUCUCCUCUGUGCUACUGAUCCGAAUGAGUAUGCCUCUAGAGUACCGCACCAUAAUCACUGAAGUCCUUGGAGAACUGCAGUUCAACUUUUACCACCGUUGGUUUGAUGUGAUCUUCCUGGUCAGCGCUCUCUCCAGCAUACUAUUCCUCUACUUGGCUCACAAACAGGCACCAGAGAAGCAUAUGACACCUUGAACUCAUGCCUGUUACAGAUUGCUAGAGGCCAGUAGUGUCAAAAUUUGGAUGUAAGGGGAAAAACUGAAGGGGACCAAGGCCUAAUAUUUUUUAAACAAAAAUGAUGUGGUGGCAUAUUCUACCUCCAGCAUACACCUUCCUCCUCCAUGAUACUGUGAUCAUAAGUAGCAUCAGCUAGAACAUGAAAGGGAGAAGUAACUCAAGGCAGUACUCAGUAGAGAGCAUCCUGUAUAGAUUCGAGGCUGGUGCAGUGCCAGGGAGUCAGGAGAAGAGCCAGGGGGGGGAAAUACACUGGACCUCUGGGGCAAGAGAUGUCUAUGGUAGCUGGGCCAAACACAGAGGAUUUCUGUUUUGAGUUAAGGUUCCCAUGGAGAAGGUUACGGCUUUCCCUUGAGAUUGUUAUUAAAAUCAAAUUAUAACAAUUUGGCCUUAGGUUCAUUUUGUCAUGCAUAGCUUGGUAUUAUGCUUGUGUGACCUACCAUGAGUUAGCAUCCGACUCCUGCCCCAUUAAAAUAACCAAGAGGUUAUCUGCCCUUUUUGGGAAAGGGUGAAAUAGAUUCUACCAGAAGAGAGACUUCAGGUAUGUCAUUUUUCCUGAUUUCCUUUUAACUUAGUAUUACUCAUUUUUAAGAGUAAAUACCCUUCAUUCAUUUCAAUAAUGAUGUUUCCAUUUUUUGUUUCCAUCUGCCCCUCAUGCUAUGGGGUAAAACAAUGAAUAAUGUUAACUGGAAUAAGUCACUUUUCUAGCCUGGGAUUCAAUUUAUUCAUCUG